This is a messenger RNA of Protopolystoma xenopodis, 231 nucleotides long. The record is from the annotation of a GenBank genome assembly. Lineage: Eukaryota; Metazoa; Platyhelminthes; Monogenea; Polystomatidea; Polystomatidae.
AUGCAACAACCACUCGGCGGGGUUGCCUGGUGCCCGUAUGGGCAUUUGCUGUAUCUUUUUCGCCCUGCGAUUGCUUCAUCGGUUGCACGAAAGUGUCGAAACACACUCGACCCUCUCGAGGAGCCACGAGAGGGAUGGGACGCUUGUCGUCCGUCUGCUCCGCUAGUCUCAGACCCGCUGCGCUUGUUACAACCGCACACCACUUUCUACGUAGACCCCUCGUAUCUGUGA